UUAGUUUGUCAUCUUGUAUUUGAUUUGUUUGAAAAUAAAAGGAAUAGUUUUCCAAGAACAAUGAAGCUGGGAAGUGUGAAAACAAUUGGGUUCACAAAUCUCAAAAUACUGCUAAUUUUUUAGUCUCUUGAGAUCCUUAAAUUGGAUUUCAACAUCUCCAUAUAAGGUUCACCAAAGCAACAGAGCUUCAUUGAUAACUGCUAUUCCCAUGGUGUCCUUGGUUGCAGUUUUUAGCUUAGCUUAGCUCAAGUUUCUCUCCAAUUCAUCUUGAUUAUCGCAUAAACACACUCUCCAUUACAGUUUCCCUGAAACGGCGCCCUAAGCUUCGGGGGCAGACUCCUUCUCAGGAAGCAGAUACUUGGAUUUGCAUUAAGUGAAAUUGUACUGUGAACUAAUUCUCUUUUAGGUUUCCUGUUUAAUACCUGCUUCACAGAUGGUGAUCUUCUGCUGUUUACAUUAAAUAGUCUUUGAGAUUAUCAUUGACAGGUCUGGUUUAGUUUCCCGAGCAGUUUCUUGCUUUUACAAGAAACUGUACUUGGAGUUUCAGCAUUUCAGGUUUCUGAACACAAGAACGGCUACUUCUAAGUUAGAUUUCCAGUGUACCCUUCCCCACUUUGAUUCUCUCUAGAUUAACAUAAGGCUUCAAGGAAAGGGAUAGAGAGAUCGAAGACGAUCAUGGAAGAAAAGAAUGAUGUUGGUAAGAUUGAUGAAGUGAUGUUGCCUGGAUUUCGUUUUCAUCCAACCGAUGAGGAACUUGUUGGUUUUUAUCUCAAGAGAAAGAUACAACAGCGACCUCUGCCUAUUGAGUUGAUUAAGCAAGUGGAUAUCUACAAAUAUGAUCCCUGGGAUCUUCCAAGGCUAGCGACUUCAGGGGAAAAAGAAUGCUAUUUCUACUGUCCAAGAGACCGUAAAUACAGGAAUAGUGCAAGGCCAAAUCGAGUCACAAGAGCUGGGUUUUGGAAGGCAACUGGAACAGACCGUCCUAUUUGCUCCUCUGAUGGGACCAAGUGCAUAGGCUUGAAGAAGUCCCUGGUCUUCUACAGAGGUAGAGCUGCCAAAGGGAUUAAGACUGAUUGGAUGAUGCAUGAGUUUCGACUACCUUCACCAGCAGAACCAUCACCUCCAAAGAAGCUCCUAGAAAAAAGCCUUCCUCCAAAUGAUGCGUGGGCUAUUUGUAGGAUAUUCAAGAAAACCAACUCUAUGGCACAAAAAGCUCUUAAUUACUCGUGGAUUUCCCAAUUACCAGAUGCUACGGCAUCUGAUAUGCUCAACCAAGGACCUCACUGCACUCAGUUCAGUUCAGAGAACAUUUCCUGCACCACAGAAAUUGGAUCACUUUUCCCAAUAUGCUCUAAUGACUUACAACAAGCCUCUUCUGGGAACUUUUCUGCUUUAGAUAUAUCCUCUUACAAACCUAUUACUAAUACAGUUGACAAGCCAUCUCUAUUUCCUGUUUCAAAUGGAGACCUUCCCAACAACUUCAUGUUUUCACCAAUUGAGAUGUCAGCUCCCACCAAGUGUACUGUUGAUGCUCCUUCUAUGCUAUUGAAUCAUGCGUUAAUUGGUGAUGUUAAUAAAGAUUCUGAAAGUAUAGACUAUGAAGGGUCACAGCACCAGUUCACUGGAUUCUCAAUCUGUUUACCCCAAGUUACACAAGUUAAUAUGGGUGCAGAAGAAGAUGAAGCAGGCUUGAGGAAUAAUCCCAGCGAAAUCCAUGAUAAUAGCCAGUGGGGGACCAUGCGAUCCAUUGGAUUCCCCUUCGGUUUGCCCUCAAAUCUACCAGAUGCAUGGAAGUCUAAUCUGUCAUGGGAUUCACCACCCUGUCCUAGUGAGAUGUCCUCCAAUUAUUCCACAAACAAAUGCUAUACUUAAAUCCAAUUAACUAGAGAGGAAAUGGGAUUUAGGUAUAGCAUUUUGCCUGUAUAUCCUGCUUUGGGUGAAUAAUUGGAGAUAGACUCUAAAUUAUAUCAUGUUUGCUAUGUUAUUGUACAGUUUUGAUAUAUUCCAUUCACACGCACUUUCUUAUUUA
Messenger RNA from Hevea brasiliensis (rubber tree), 2029 nucleotides. Its product is annotated as protein FEZ. NCBI's taxonomy places the organism in Eukaryota, Viridiplantae, Streptophyta, Magnoliopsida, Malpighiales, Euphorbiaceae. The transcript has 3 exons. Gene Ontology annotation, molecular function: DNA binding. Bases 676 to 1872 code for a protein of 398 amino acids. The record is from RefSeq and is a predicted model, not a curated record. Gene Ontology annotation, biological process: regulation of DNA-templated transcription.